AUGCAAUACCUAUUCUUCUUCGUCGUUGGUCUGUCCUUGAUCGGAUCAAUUGCUAGCUCUUCGAAUUCCAUUCAAGAUUUUGUUGAUCAACUUCUAUCAAAGUAUGACAAUAAAUUGGAUGUCAUUGAGAAAAAUCCACUCCUUGUCGAGCGUAUCUAUCGUUACUAUCAACAAAAAUAUCCUCGAGCAGAACAAUCACGCGACUUUGAUUCGACCAUUCUAAUGAAACACAAGGAAAUCUUCAAAGAAAAUCUGAAAAUGAUUCUUGCACAUAAUCAAAAUCCUCAAUCAACAUUCAAACUAAAACUAAAUCAUAUGAGUGAUUGGACGGAUGAAGAAUCGGCAGCAAUACGAGCGAAAAUUCCCGUCGAACCGAUCAAAACUAUGUCACGAAUUGGUACAGUACAACAGCGAACGCUUACUGUACCGGAUACUUACGAUUGGAGAAAUCAAACUCGAGUACCCAAUGCAGUCACACCAAUCAAAGAUCAACGUCACUGUGGUUCGUGUUAUGCUUUUGCAAUGGUUGGUGCUUUGGAAAAAACCUACGCACAAAUCUACAAUGCAAGUGGCCCAUUGAGUGCACAACAAUUGAUCGAUUGUUCCUAUGAAAGUGGAUGCGAAGGUGGUAGUUUCGUCGGCACAUUUAGAUAUAUCAAGGAUAAUGGCGAUCGACUCAAUUUAGAAAAAGAUUACCCCUCAACACCAAACGGUGCCAAACAAGAUAAAUGUCAAAAUUCGAGUGGCCAAGUGUUGAACUAUAAUCAAACAUUCGCUCUUCAAUAUCGUCAAUUACCAACAAAUAAUGAAGCAUACAUGAAACAAACUGUCUAUGAACAAGGUCCAAUCUAUGUGUAUUACAAUGCGGGCAAACGUGAAGGUAACAAUACGGUCCUUCGCGAAGCAUCCACCAAAUUCGAUCAUUACGCCACCGGCAUUUACGAUGUUCCAGGCUGUCCAACUCAUGAAAAUAUGAAUCAUGCUAUGGUUAUUAUUGGUUAUGGUACAGAAAAUGGAACAGAUUAUUGGUUAGUUAAAAAUUCCUGGGGUGCCUCGUGGGGCGAUAAUGGCUACAUUAAAAUUAAGCGAAAUUCCAAUAUGUGUGGUAUUGCCACGUGGCCAUUUUAUGCGGGAUUAUUUUAA
Messenger RNA from Rotaria socialis, 1143 nucleotides. The record is from the annotation of a GenBank genome assembly. NCBI's taxonomy places the organism in Eukaryota, Metazoa, Rotifera, Eurotatoria, Philodinida, Philodinidae.